Messenger RNA from Neurospora tetraspora, 528 nucleotides. RefSeq lists its product as uncharacterized. The record is from RefSeq and is a predicted model, not a curated record. Gene Ontology annotation, cellular component: endoplasmic reticulum; membrane. The transcript is spliced from 2 exons. Lineage: Eukaryota; Fungi; Ascomycota; Sordariomycetes; Sordariales; Sordariaceae. Gene Ontology annotation, molecular function: protein-macromolecule adaptor activity. Bases 1 to 528 code for a protein of 175 amino acids.
AUGGACGCUAUCAAGGCUUUCCUGCCUUCGGGCGAGAAGGGUUUCCUCCCGUACUACCUCUUCUUCGUCUCCAUCGUAGCCAUGGGCAACGCCCUCCAAAACUAUACCACACUCCACUACACGCGCCGCCUCUACAACGGCCGCUUCGUACCCAACACCUCCCUGCCGCCCGCGAAGGGCAAGUUCAGCCCGGAGGACAGCGUCGAUGUGCUGAAGCCCGUCUCGCCAUCUGAGGCGGAGAAGAAGGAGGCUGCUGCUAAGGACCAGGUCACGCCGCUGGCGGCCCGCGUCUUCGGCACUUACACCUUCAUGGCCGGCAUCAUCCGCUUCUACGCGAGCUACAACCUCGAGAACGAGUCGCUGUACAAGCUCGGUAUCUGGACCCAUGUCAUUGCCGCUGUGCACUUUACGAGCGAGUUCUUUGUUUACAAGACGCUCCGUUUCAGCGGACCCCAGAUCUUCCCCUUCAUGGCGGCGUAUGGCGGUACUCUGUGGAUGGUGUUGCAGUAUGGUCACUACGUCCAGUAA